AUGAAUUAUAAGGAUUUCUUAGAAAUUAGUGCAUAAUUUAGUUUAGGAGGUUUAAUAACUGAAUAAGCUCAUCCCAAUACUGUAGGUUUAUCAGAAUUUGCUAAAAAUGAUUUAAAAACUGGAAUAUAAAGAAUGAAAGACUUAGAUAUGUAUGUUUUUGAUGUAUUGAUGAAUAAAUUGGAUUAAUUGGAACAUAUGAAUAAGAUGGUUUUGGAAACAUGGUCUAAAGGUAAUAGAGUGUUUAUAUGUGGAUGUGGAUCUACAGGAAGAUUAGCAUUAACAUUGGAAACUCUUUAUAGAUAAAUUACAAAACAAACUAAUGUAAUAUCUUUUAUGGCAGGAGGAGAUGUUGCUAUUAUAGCAUCAGUAGAAGAUUUUGAAGAUCAUCCAGAAUUUGGAGCUUAGUAAUUAAAUGAAUUAGGUUUUAAAGAAGGAGAUUUAUUAAUAUCAUCAACAGAAGGAGGAGAAACUCCAUGGGUAAUAGGAGCUGCUUAGGAAGCUAGUAAAAUUGGCAAACCAUUUUUCUUAUAUUGUAAUCCAGAUGAAGUAUUGACAGUCUAAAGAAGUUAAGAAGUAUUUAAUAAUCAAAACAUUAAUAAAAUAAAUCUCACUGUUGGUCACUAAGCUAUAACUGGAAGUACUAGAAUGCAAUGUUCUACUGUUUUAACUUAUGCCAUAGGAUUAGCCAUAUUAUGUAAAGAAAACUUUAUUGAUUAUGCUACAAAUUCAAUCAAAAAUGUUAGACAAUAUUAUGAAUCUAUUGAUGCUUAUCAAUUUAUUGCAAAAUUCAUAGAAUUAGAAGCAGACUGCUAUAUGAGGAAAGAAUAUGUAUUCUAUAGAUCUAAACCAAAUAUUGCUAUUAACAUUUUAACUGAUACAACUGAAAGGUUCAUAAUAAUCUAAUAAAUUUAAGAUGUCCAACAUUUAGUUUACAUCCUUUUGAGAGUAUAUUAGAUAAUCCAAUAAAUCCAAGCUGGUCUUAUUUUGUUAUGGAUGUUAUUGAAGGAAAUAAUAAUAAUUCAUUAGAAACUUGGGAAUAAUUGCUAUAUGGUAGACAACCAAGGGCAUUGUCAUCAAAUUAUUGGCAUAAAUAUUAACAUAAAGUUGGUUUAGAAAAAUGUAAAUUUUUUGAUUGUAAUAUUUUAUAGUACUAUCUCAUGAUAUUAGUUAGGAUUAAAUAGAGAGAAGAAUUAAAUAUGCUGGAGGAAAUCAUAAUUAAUUUAGAAUUGUUUAUGAUUAAGACAAAUUAGAGAUGUCAUGGGAAUUUCUGUCACCAAAAUAAGAGUAAAUACAUUUUGAAAAGAUUAAUGCUAUUAAUGAUGUUUUAGGUUAAAAUAUUGUACUUAAAUGUCUUAUUAAUAUUCAUUCAACUUUAUUAAUGGGUAGAAUAUAAAGAUAUCAAAGUAAUAUUAUGAUAUUUGUUCGACCAACUAAUAAUAAAUUAAUUGAUAGAGCAAUAAGAUAUGUUCUAUAUUUAUUGAAAUAGAAUAAUAUUGUUAAUGAAAAUAUUACCUAUGCUUUGGUAUGUGAAAAUCUAUUUUAAGAAAUUAAAACUUUAGUUUAUGGAGAAUCUAUUGUAAUAAAAACAUUUGAGAGAGUGAAGAAUUUAUUUUCUUUAUGA
This is a messenger RNA of Paramecium pentaurelia, 1621 nucleotides long. The record is from the annotation of a GenBank genome assembly. Lineage: Eukaryota; Ciliophora; Oligohymenophorea; Peniculida; Parameciidae.